Molecule: messenger RNA, 3708 nt
Organism: Diatraea saccharalis (sugarcane borer)
Lineage: Eukaryota; Metazoa; Arthropoda; Insecta; Lepidoptera; Crambidae
Source: the annotation of a GenBank genome assembly
UCAGUCGCGCCGUUGAUGAACGCGCCACUACGCGAGCGCACACGCUCUGUUUUAAAUUUUUUGACGUUUCCAAAUUCGUAAUCGUGCUUGUAAAAUUGUGCGAAGCCGCUUGACGAUUGACAUUUUUUGUGCCUACUUACAAUUUAGUACGGAUUACGCGAUUACCGCAGCCUACGUGCGAGCUGUUGAAGAUUUUACUAGAGGGAACCCUGUCAUAGGGAAAGCCGACGUUGGCAGACACGGCGUAUCUUAUAAGAAUCAGUGGACACUUCUGGCAUCGUCGAGCGCGUGCCGGCAACCGGAUGCGCCAGCGGCGACAUAAUGUGGCUUCUUGACGAGCCUAAUCAACCUUAUGAAGAUUGUGAACAGUUGCUGUGCUUUCGAUAUUACAAUGGAGAGGGAGAGGAGUGCGUUGCAGAAUCUCCAACUUUGCCAGCACGAUUUAAGGUUGAUCUCAAGAAGUUGCCAUCGAGACUCAAAGAGGGUAUGUCCCGAAAGAGGAGCGGUGACCAAGUCUCCCCAUUCACUUAUAACAACGAGAGUUUUGAAAUGAACUCUGAAAUUCCUCCUGGAGUCGAAUUCGUUUCAGGAUCCAAUCAUGACAUUAAGAAUCUCAGUGAUAACGUUAAUAAAUGCUCAAUUAGUGUUUUAGAAAGUAACGGGAACAAUGUGAAUCUCGAACAAACAAAAUGUGAUGCUAGUGAAUCUUUAGUUAGUAAUUGUAGUAAAGAAUUUCGUUUUGUAAAUAGUGAAUCUCAAAAUGCUUUGGACAGCAAGCCGACAUCUUCCGGCGUCAAAAAGAAAUGUCCACCUCCAGUUGACACUGGUGGAGGUCAAGCCUUUAACGGUGUUAAGAAGAAGAGUAAAGGCAACACCGGUUUUGAAUCUCCAACUUCGCCAGGUACUGAAUAUUAUAAAAUAUGGUCACCAAAGAAUCCCUGUAAAAUUAUGAAGUUCGUGUACGAUGUUGAAGGAGCUAAUGUAACUAGUGAUGCGGAAAAGUCACCGGUACCUCCAUUACCGCCUAGACAAUCUCACAAACCGCUGGAGAGAACGCAUGCAUUUUCUCCACCUCAGGUACCUAGACAUCGAAAACCAAAAAAACUUACAAAACCCGAAGAUGCUUUUACCUUUGAAUUGAUAGAUAUUGAUGAGCAGUUUUUCACGGAUAAUAACAUUACAAAUUCAGCAGUCUUACAAGGUGAGAUUAACGAUUUUAAACCUGGCGAAUUUUAUUGUGACAAUCAAGUCGCUAUGUCUUCUACUACCAGUUUUUGGAGAGGAGGUCAAAAUGUUGCCCCACUAGCAACACCCGAAACGGACGGCAGCUUAUGUGAAUCUACAGUUUCUUCUAUGAAGUUAAAUAAAAUAAUCGAGGAAAAGAAGUCUAAAGAUGUACCUGAUGGUUUGCCGGAUAUGAGUAAUAAAAAUAAUGUAAUGUUUAUAAAAGAUAUAGGACCCGAUAAUUAUAUCACCACAACAUUUGCUAGGAAAGAAAAAGGAAACCCUAAUACUACUACCAAUGUUACUCCAAAUCAUGCUAAGUCGGAAGAAAAAGCUCAAACGACAUUUUUAAAUGAUAUCAGUAAUCAUUCAGAAUUUGAAGACGAUAACAGAAAUCAAAUCGAAGAGAAAGAAAUUACUUUAAAAGGUCACAAGCCAUUGACUCGUCAAAGUUCCGUACGUGCCAACACACCGACAAUGAUGACAGCUUUUUUGAAUUCAUCUCAUAUCGAUGUACCAAAUAGAGAACCGGACAACAGUUCUAACGCACCGAGUUCUUGUAAUUCGUCUCAUUCGACUUCACCAGUUGAUGAAUCGAGUAAAAUUCUGCCGAGCGUUGGCACUAUGUUGAUGAACAGGAAAUACUCGUGUGAAAGUGCAACGCCGAAACAUAACAGCUUGCCCAGACAUUUAUUGAAAAAUCUUGGCUGUGAGAGCACACCUAAGCAUUCUCCUCACAAAAUAGUAGCAAAAACUAAUCCGGAGAGUCCGAUGCGGCCACAUCCUAGGGUUCUCACGAGGGUAGCGGCGCUCGCCGGCGCCGGCGUUAAUGUGCCGCAGUGUCCGCCGACUCCUACACACCAUGCGAGGAGACCGCGUCCAAUGCCGCCUGCUGACCUCCAUCCUCCACCUGUACAGAAUUCUGAAAGUAGAUUACACGACAACUUCGAAAUGGUCGAAUUCACAAACGAGCUAAGGACGUCCGAGAUAAGGUCUCCAAAUUUAGAAUUCGUCAAUAGCAACCAUUUUACAAUAGUUCAUGCGGGUCCACCAGACGAUGUCAUCUUUAGGAGGCCUAGAGCGGUGGAGGACAGUGACGAUAACGAUAAUGCCGUCGCCUCACCUACACCGUUGAGACAUAUGGCAGGAAUUAGACUACCGUCUAUACCGGAGAGAGCGUCUAGACAGAUGGCCUUGACGGGAGAUUUUCCCGCAAAUAUGAUCGGCGGGAUCAUCGAAUGCGAGGAACCGCUACCAGCAGGAUGGGAAGCGCGAAUGGACAGUCAUGGACGAGUGUUUUACAUCGACCACAUAAAUAGGACGACCACGUGGCAACGGCCAGGGGCGAACGGUACAGCCCCGAGAUCUCCUGCACCCGAAGUUCAAAGGAGACAAUUGGACAGAAGGCCUGAGUUCCUGCAGUGGGGACGUAAAAGAGCUGAUGAUGAUGAUGAUGAGGAAAUAAACCCAGUGAACGACGUGUGCAGGUACCAGUCGAUUCGUCGCACGAUGACGCGCACGCAACUGGAGGAGGCGCCCCCCGCGGUGGGCGGGGCGGGGUCGUCGCGCGGGGGCCCGCACGCGCCUCACCCCGCCGCCGACUUCCUCGCCAGGCCAGACUUCUACUCCAUCCUGCACAUGAACCAGGAAGCGUCUGCGCUAUACAACUGCAACUCGACUCUGAAACAUAUGAUAUCGAAGAUCCGUCGCGACACAGCAUCGUUCGAGCGGUACCAGCACAACCGCGAUCUGGUGGCACUCGUCAACAUGUUCAGCGACGCAGAACGGGACUUGCCUCUCGGCUGGGACACCAAACUCGACAGAAACGGAAAGCGGUUCUUCGUGGACCACGUGAUGAGGCGGACCACUUUCAUUGACCCGCGGUUGCCGCGUGCGCCUCAAGCGGGACCGUUCUCGCCUCUGCUGCCGUCGCGUCGCAGGCACGAACAGGCCCCAACACCUCCUCCCAGGCCACCCGUGACAGUCGGGGAUUCGCAGCCGCUCAACACUCAACAGGAAAUACCCGUAGCUUACAAUGACAAGGAUUCUCACAGGUACUACGAGAAUACAGACUUAAGUAUAAAUCGCUCACUGAAUAGUACAGUAGCACAACUCAAAAACCAUUAUUUCGAGAAUACGCCACAAUAUUAUGGUGGUGGCAUUCCUGCGUCAGCCGAAUAUAAUGUCUAUACUGCGCGAGCGGUGCGGCGGAUGUGGCGCCGCGCUGCGGGACAAGGUGAGCGCCGUGCGGGUGGAGGGCGCGCCCGCACUGGCGCGGCUGCAGAACGACCUCCAACUCACGUGCAUGCUCAGCAAAAAAUGGUUGUGUUGUCACUCAGAAUUGAAUGGUUUCGCACCGCAAGCGCACCUGCUGUGGCGACGAUGGCGGUACGUGCGUACGCGAAACACGACGCUAUUAUUCGCGAUACAAUCUCCUUCGUUAGUCUCCUAAUUAGGGUCAUUACGGCAGCGACACUGGACUAA